GCCCCCAGGGGCGGGGCAAGCGGGGCCCAAGAUGGCCGCUCUCCGCUACCGGCGUUUCCUUAAGCUCUGUGAGGAAUGGCCAGUGGACGAGACCAAACGGGGCCGGGACUUGGGCGCUUACCUGCGGCAGCGGGUAGCACAGGCCUUCCGGGAGGGAGAGAACACCCAGAUUGCAGAACCCGAGGCCUGUGAUCAGAUGUACGAGAGCUUAGCACGACUGCAUUCAAACUACUACAAGCACAAGUACCCUCGCCCCAGAGACACCAGCUUCAGUGGCCUGUCUGUGGAAGAGUACAAGCUGAUCCUGUCCACAGACACGUUGGAAGAGUUCCAAGAGAUGAAUAAGAGCAUGUGGAAGAAACUGCAGGAGAAGUUUGCGCCCACCAGGCCUGAGGAGAAGCACAAGGCCUGGAUUCGGGUCCUCUCCCGCCCACGGACCUGACCGUGCGGUCUGAUGCUCAUCAAUAAAACUGCCCGGUUUCUCCCAC
This is a messenger RNA of Mus pahari (shrew mouse), 488 nucleotides long. Its product is annotated as ubiquinol-cytochrome-c reductase complex assembly factor 2. Gene Ontology annotation, biological process: mitochondrial respiratory chain complex III assembly. NCBI's taxonomy places the organism in Eukaryota, Metazoa, Chordata, Mammalia, Rodentia, Muridae. The transcript is spliced from 4 exons. Bases 32 to 442 code for a protein of 136 amino acids. Gene Ontology annotation, cellular component: mitochondrial matrix. The record is from RefSeq and is a predicted model, not a curated record.